AUAACACAACUCAACUCAACUCAACUGAGGAAAAAAUACAUUUAAAAAAAAAAAAAAAACACAAAAAACGACAGUAGUAAACACUUGGAAGUCCUAAAGGCCAAUGGCGGCAUCUCCGACUCCGACUAACGCCCACUCCCCAACCGAAACCCUAACCGCCUCCGACCCCAUCCCAACCAAAGGCCAGCCGUCCGAUUCCACAUUCGCCGCCGACGCCACAGCUAACGGCGAGAAGCGCAAGAGGGAGGCAGACCAAGCUGAGGAGAACCACGAGCUUUCCUCCUCUCACCCUCUGUGGAAGUCGAGCCUCUGCUCCUUCUUCAGGCGUCAGUCGGGCUCCUGCAGCCACGGCGCCGCCUGCCGCUACGCCCACGGCGAGGACGAGCUCCGGCCCCGCCCCGACAACUCCUGGGAUCCCACCUCCGAGCGCGCGAAGAAGCUCGCCAAGAAGUCCGACGUCGACGGAGAUAAAUGUGGGGCCAACGAAGAUGUCAUGAUGACGGAGGAUGUGGUCGCCGACGAGGACGGCGAUGGCGGUGGGUCGGAUCCUGGGCUCAGCAAGUGCUUGGUUCAUCUGCCUAGAAAGUGGAGGUCCGAUGAUUUGAAUCGCUUUCUUAGCGAACAGGGAAUUCCUUGUAAAUCUGCAAAGAAGAAGAAGGGCAUGACCGUCGGCUUCGUGAGUUUCGAAAGUGUGGAACAGUUAAAAGGCGCUCUGGAGGAGCUGGAAGGAAAAUCUUUUGGCAACAAGGGAAUAAAGGUCGCAGAUGUCAAACCCCGAUCGUUUGAGAAAAAGAACAUAUCAACAAUGGCUAUCCCUCCAAAUGCUGAGAAAACCGACAAAAUUGCGAUAUCUGGUGAUGUUGUUGAUGUCUCUGUGUCCUCUAAUGGGACUCAGGAUGUUGAUGGCGAUGAAGAGAAUUCAACACUCAAUGGUUCUGCGUCUAGUGGAAAAAGUGCCCGAGAUGUGGUGACUCCCCUUGCCCAUAUGCCCUAUAGUGAGCAGUUGGAGCACAAAAAGAGUUCUCUUAUGCAGAUUCUAAAGAGACUUACUAGAAAUGCACGUAAAGCUUGUCCUAAUGGUGUUUCACUACCAGAAUGGGUUCUCAAGUCUAGGGAAAUAGGUGGCCUUCCGUGCAACUUCGAGGGUAUACUUGCAUCUCCACUUGUAAAUGGAUACCGCAACAAGUGCGAAUUUUCUGUUGGAUAUUCACUACAAGGCAAAAUAACAGUGGGGUUUAUGCUUGGAAAUUUUAGGGAGGGCGUGACAGCAGUUGAAGAACCUGUGGACUGCCCCAAUGUUUCGACAAUCGCAUGCAAAUAUGCUUCAAUCUUUCAGGAGUUUUUGCAGGAUUCUGGCUUACCUGUUUGGAACAGAUUUAAGAAUACUGGCUUUUGGCGUCAAUUAACAGUCCGAGAAGGUAGGAGACCAGAAAAGGUUGCUGAUUCUGCAAAUUCUGAAACCAACACUGCUGAGGUCAUGCUUAUGGUUCAGGUUUCUACCAUGGGGUUUGAUGAUGUGUUAGUAACUAGUGAAUUUGAGAGGCUGGCUCAAGCAUUUGCUGCAGGAGCUGCUGCAAGUUCUGCAUCUUUGCCUCUAACAGCUUUAGUUGUUCAGGAUCAUCAAGGAAUAUCAAAUGUAGCACCAGCCGAUGCACCAUUGCGGUCAUUAACAAUUCCUAAAGUGGAAAUUUCUCCUGAAACGGGGACUAACAUUCUCUCCGAAGCAAGAAUUCACGAUUAUAUAAGCAAUCUAACAUUCAGUAUCUCACCUACAGCUUUUUUCCAGGUUAACACCCUAGCGGCAGAGAAGCUCUACGCUUUGGCUGGGGAUUGGGCUGGUUUGGGCCCUGAUACUUUGCUAUUUGAUGUCUGCUGUGGAACUGGAACAAUUGGACUGACUUUAGCGCAUCGUGUGGGUAUGGUUGUUGGCAUCGAAAUGAAUGCUUCUGCUGUUUUAGAUGCUCAGAGAAAUGCUGAGAUUAAUGGCAUCAAAAAUUGCAGAUUUGUCUGUUCAAAGGCGGAGGAUGUGAUGGGGUCUUUGUUGAAGGAGUACUUGAAUGCUUCUCAGAAACAAGAUGAGAAUCAAAAUAUCUCUGAGAGUGGAGAUAAAGUAAGCUCCACAGCUGAAGAGAAAGAUAUCUCAACGGACAAUGGACAAGACCCUAAAGGGAGCUUAUGUCACUCUGCAGAGAACGUAGCGGAGCAUGGAGAGAGCUCUAGCCAUGAAGUUGAAAAGGUUAAAACUGGAUCUGAUUCAUUGGAAGACGGAAAGCCGGAACCCGAUAGCCAAGUUGAAAGCAACUGCACUUCUGAAAAUGGGAAUCCUUCGGUGCAAUGUUUCAAAAAUGUUGUUGCCAUUGUUGACCCUCCACGCGGUGGACUUCAUCCAACUGUGAUUAAAGCUCUAAGAACUCAUCCACUUCUGCGUAGACUUGUUUACAUUUCCUGCAAUCCCGAAAGCUUAGUGGCGAAUGCUAUUGAGCUUUGCACGCCGUCUGCUGAGAAAAGCGAGAAAGGGAAUAACAAGAACCGAGGAUGGAGGAACAUGAGCGCUGCCGGUCUAGCACGGCACAGGGCCAAGUCCAUGCCGGUCUCGGAGCCCUUCCGGCCUCUAAAAUCCAUGGCCGUCGACCUUUUCCCGCACACGGCACACUGUGAAAUGGUGAUGCUACUAGAGAGAUAAGUAUAUCAGUCCUGUCAGUUAAAAACAGGCCUCGGAAAGAAUUCGCCAAUAAAUUUUGUUGCCAAACGCUUCAGCUUAUUCUUGUUUCCAUCUUCCAAUUUUGCAUUGAUUGUCCUAAUUUAAGCACUGAACCCUGACUACUAAAAUAUUUUGUCACAUAUUUAUUAUACAUUCUCAGGGCCCUUAAAAUGAUAUAAGAAUAUUACAGCAUUCCAUGUUUUCUUUUAUGCCAAAGUCACUGGUUUAACAGUAUUAGGACUUAAUAAUUAUCGGAUGGAUUUGACAAUUGACAUGACUCCAUGUUUGGUGGGAGUUGGACUUAGC
Messenger RNA from Morus notabilis, 3007 nucleotides. RefSeq names its product zinc finger CCCH domain-containing protein 24. NCBI's taxonomy places the organism in Eukaryota, Viridiplantae, Streptophyta, Magnoliopsida, Rosales, Moraceae. Gene Ontology annotation, molecular function: metal ion binding; RNA methyltransferase activity; RNA binding. Bases 104 to 2683 code for a protein of 859 amino acids. The transcript is spliced from 14 exons. The record is from RefSeq and is a predicted model, not a curated record. Gene Ontology annotation, biological process: RNA processing.